GGAUUUCCGGCCGGCAGGAGGGCUUUCGGGUCCCGGUUCCUCGGUGGGCGUGGACCGCUGACCGGCCAGUGUCCGCCGCCGCGGCCCGGGAGCCGGGCCAUGGAGAAGCUGCGGCGGGUCCUGAGCGGCCAGGACGACGAGGAGCAGGGCCUGACCUCGCAGGUCCUGGACGGCGCCUCCCUGAGCUUCAGCACGAGGCUGAAGUGGUUCGCCGUCUGCUUCGUGAGCGGCGUCUUCUUCUCCAUCCUGGGGACCGGACUGCUGUGGCUUCCAGGCGGCAUAAAGCUCUUCGCCGUGUUCUACACCUUCGGGAACAUCGCCGCGCUGGCCAGCACGUGCUUUCUGAUGGGGCCCGUGAAGCAGCUGAAGAAGAUGUUCGAGAGCACGCGGUGGCUCGCCACGGUCGUCAUGAUGCUGUGUUUCGUGUUCACCCUGUGUGCGGCUCUCUGGUGGCGCAAGAAGGGGCUGGCCGUGCUGUUCUGCAUCCUGCAGUUCCUGUCCAUGACCUGGUACAGCCUGUCCUACAUCCCGUACGCCAGGGACGCCGCCUUGAAGUGCUGCUCCUCGCUGGUGGGUUGAACACCGGACACUCGUCGGAAGGAGCGCGUGACAGCGGCUGCUCGGUGUCUGGUGCAGCGUGUUUGCCCCCGAGACGGCGCUCGCGCCCCGGCCCUCCACGGUGACGGUGACGGUGACGGUGGGGGCCCGUUCUGCGCUGGCGAAGCUCCGUGCGUGCGUGAUUAAACUGCUGAAUGCUUGUAACCCUCGUGCAUGAUGUGUCCUUAACGUCUGUCCCUUCCGAAGACCAGGAAUCUUAAUCAGUGCCGGUCGUGAAUGAUUUUUGGCCAGUUCUUUAAUCUUCUCUAAACAGCACUCGCGAUGUGAAUAUUUAAGGUAACCUGUGCUGCCUGGUGUGUGUUCACCUUUCUUGGCUCUCUUAAAACGUCUAGAUUUUUAAAAAUAUUUUUUUAAAAACUUUAAAUGUGGAAGUUUUUACUUUAAACUAAAAGUUGCUUAUUCUAUGUAAUAAAAAUAAUAUAUGAACCUUUACAACUUUGCAGUGAGCUUCCUUGGAAA
This is a messenger RNA of Phyllostomus discolor (pale spear-nosed bat), 1077 nucleotides long. It is a transcript of the gene SFT2D1, whose product is annotated as SFT2 domain containing 1. Bases 100 to 579 code for a protein of 159 amino acids. Gene Ontology annotation, cellular component: membrane. Gene Ontology annotation, biological process: vesicle-mediated transport. Lineage: Eukaryota; Metazoa; Chordata; Mammalia; Chiroptera; Phyllostomidae. The record is from RefSeq and is a predicted model, not a curated record. The transcript is spliced from 8 exons.